Molecule: messenger RNA, 1236 nt
Organism: Lolium rigidum
Lineage: Eukaryota; Viridiplantae; Streptophyta; Magnoliopsida; Poales; Poaceae
Product: BTB/POZ and MATH domain-containing protein 1-like
Exons: 1
Coding region: 1-1236 (411 amino acids)
Biological process (GO): protein ubiquitination
Molecular function (GO): protein binding
Source: RefSeq, a predicted model, not a curated record
AUGUACCCGUCUUCUCUGUAUCGGCCCAUUCACGCCAACAGAAGAGUCCAGUUACACCUCACAAACGCCAAACCCUCGCCGCCGCCGCCCCUUCCUCCCUCCUCCCAGCCGUUCACGCAGUACACCAUGACGACCUCCCUUCCUAUCGCCGGCCAAGGCCUCCCCUCCGGAUCCGCCUCCUCCAUCGUCGCUGGCGCCGUGAGUGGCUACCACUUGCUCAAGAUCGUCGGCUACUCGCGCACCAAGAAGGUCCCUAAUGCCAAGUGGAUCGAUUCUUGCCCGUUCGUGGCCGGAGGCCGCACAUGGCAUGUUCGUUACUAUCCCAACGGUGGCGACUCCAAUAGCACUAAUUACAUAUCCUUCUAUCUCAAACUUGAUGAUGCCAUUGCCGAAGCUGAGGCCGUGAAGGCACAAGUUACAUUCAGCUUACUCGACCAACAUGGGAAGCCGGUGCCGGACUAUACCAAGACUACCAACAUCACAGACUUCGCGUUAGGUAACCAUUCUCGUGGAUUUACAAAGUUUAUCAAGAGGGAGGCAAUGGAGAAAUCAGAGCAUCUCAAGGACGAUUCCUUCACUGUCAAGGUCGAUGUUACUAACAUGAGCAACUUCCACGCGCUGGAUACAUCAUCCAUUUUGGUGCCACCAUCUGACUUGCACUGGCACCUUGGGGAUCUCCUGUCGAGCAAAGCAGGCGUCGAUGUUGAAUUCCGAGUCAGCGGGGAGACAUUCUCGGCGCACCGGACGGUGCUUGCGGCGCGGUCUCCGGUCUUCAGAGAAGAGCUAUUUGGGCCGAUGAAGGAGGGGACCACGAGAGCGGCCAUACGAAUUGAUGACAUGGAGGCAGAAGUGUUCAAGGCUAUGCUCACUUUCAUGUACACAGAUGCGCUGCCUGAUAUGCAUCAACGAGACGAAUAUGCAAUGGCUCAGCAUCUGCUCGUUGCAGCUGACAGGUACGGCUUGGACAGGCUGAAGCUGAUUUGUGAAGAUAAGUUGAGAAGUAGUAUUGACACGAGUUCUGUGGCGACCAUCUUUGCAUUGGCGGAUCAGUACAACUGUCGUGUUCUUAAGGCGGCAUGCUUGGAGUUCCUCGGCUCGCCGGCCAAUCUGGACGAGCAGGCCAUGGACUCUAAAGGUUUUGAGUUAUUAGCCAAGAUCUGCCCUCCUGUUCUAAUGGAUUUCCUCACGUACCUGGUUAUUCCUUGUUUACUUGGGAAAUGGAAAUCGAGGGCAUGA